Molecule: messenger RNA, 793 nt
Organism: Helianthus annuus (common sunflower)
Lineage: Eukaryota; Viridiplantae; Streptophyta; Magnoliopsida; Asterales; Asteraceae
Exons: 2
Coding region: 80-394 (104 amino acids)
Source: RefSeq, a predicted model, not a curated record
GACACACGUGAGGGCAUCAGUUCCAUUGAACGAACAACCGAAGUACAUUGGUCGAAAGGGAUACGCUACACAAAAUAUAAUGGUUGUGUGUGAUUUUAACAUGUGUUUUACAUUUGUGUGGGCCGGAUGGGAGGGGACUGCACAUGACACGAGAAUUUUCAAUGAAGCGUUAGAGACGCCGGAACUUCAAUUUCCACAUCCCACGGGUGAUAAAUAUUAUGUUGUUGAUGUCGGAUACCCAAAUACUAGAGGGUAUCUUGCUCCAUACAAAGGUACGAACAUUCGUUAUCAUAUACCGGAUUUUCGACGUGCACAAACUAGUGCUAUGCGUGCUCCUCGCGGACCCAAAGAGACCAAUAAACUAUUACCACUCAUCAUUGCGAAAUAUCAUUGAACGUACUUUUGGAGUGUGGAAAGCUAGGUGGGCGUUAUUGAGAGAUAUGCAUGUUAAUUUCACGUACGAACACCAAGUGAGUAUUGUGAUGGCGUCGAUGGCAAUCCAUAACUAUAUUAGAAAGGCCGGUGGGUUUGAUAAAGCAUUUGAUAGGGCACAACGAGAAUCGUACAGGCCUAGACGAGGUGGUACUAGCGAUGAAGUUCGCGAAGAAGUUCAGGCUACACGCCGUACAAGUGAUGAUGAUAUGUAUAUGUCAGCGAUCCGAGAUAUCAUUGCGGGGGAUAUAAUGACAUUGCAGAGAUGAACAUGACAUCAUUUCAAUUGUAUGGAUGAAUGUACUAUGAGAACUAUGGUGGUAUUAUUGUGUUUUAACUUUUGUAAAAGACAUAUUUUUUA